AUGGGAAAUUUCCACGCCACACGCCCUCUAUCCUAUGCGGAGGCGGAUAUCAUGGGGCAAUUCCCCGUACUGAACGCAUAUACCAUGCUAUUGUAUGGUUUUCAGCUUCCGCUUGAUGUGGACAAUCAUUCCAUUGUUUCGAUGCUUCAAAAGACAUUUGAUGAUUUGGUUGCCCGCAUUCCCUUAUUCGGAUGUCAAGUUGGGACGAAGGAAUCGGGUCUUCGGACAGUUCUUCCUUGGCCAGAGAAUAUGCGCAAGGAAAGAGUGCAUGUCAAUAUUUGUGAUGAUAGUAUUGCAUCUAUGGAAGAGCUUUUGGUUGCCAAAAAUCCUGCACGAAUGUUGGAUGGUAAAGAGCUCUGUCCCUGGCCAGCACUUCCUAUGCCGCAUGGUCUCACUGGACCCGCCCCUGUUGUUGCCCUCCAGGCCAACUUCAUUUGCGGUGGUCUCAUUCUGACCCUUGCGGCACACCACACAAUCAUGGAUGGAACCGCAGAUUUUCAGUUCUUGAAGAUGUUUUUCGAUUUGCUUAGCGGGCGUGAGCUUGAAUCAGUCGAUUUAGAGCAAGCAAAUCGGGAUAGGAGUCAGCUCAUACCAUUAAUUCCUGAAGGUGAGCCCGUGAAAGAUUAUCCCCACUUACUCUCCUCAAGUAAGCCGGCUUUUGUCAUGCCGGCCAGUCAGCCCAUCUGGUGUUACUUCCUCAUGCCUGUGGAGUCACUAAACAAGCUCGUCAAACGAGCCCGCGACAAUCAGCUCGGCAAAGACGUACAAAUCUCCUCGGAUGAUAUACUGAGUGCAUUUUAUUGGAAACGACUCUGUGCCCUGCGUAUUGCACGCGGUAUGCCACCUGACACUGAGUCCAAAUGCUCACGCGCGAUCAAUACUCGUAUUGCGCUCGGUAUCCCUUCGUCCUAUAUCGGCGCCCAGAUCUCUCCAUGCAUCACCCGGCUCUCUUUGGCUCAGGUUAUCGAGUUAAAUAUUACCCAGCUUGCGCAAAUACUACGCACAGAUCUGAUGGAAGCUGCCACACCCUGGGCUGUUCGCAGUUUCGCUACUUUCAUCUCACGAAAAUCCCCCGAGGCCCGUGCAAAGUUACUGUAUACUGGAAGCCAUGAUUCAAACACCGACAUUGGUUUCACCAACAUGUCGAAGCUUGAGAGACCCAGGGGGGUCUUGGGGACCGUUGGGGCCAUGUCGCUUCUAUCGCCACCCGAAUACGGCGCCGAUUCCAGGCUCAUUCCGGACUCAGGAACCCGAGGAUGGUGCCUACCCUAUCAUGAUAUGCUUGCCUGA
Messenger RNA from Penicillium malachiteum, 1290 nucleotides. RefSeq lists its product as uncharacterized. The transcript has a single exon. Gene Ontology annotation, molecular function: acyltransferase activity, transferring groups other than amino-acyl groups. The record is from RefSeq and is a predicted model, not a curated record. Bases 1 to 1290 code for a protein of 429 amino acids. NCBI's taxonomy places the organism in Eukaryota, Fungi, Ascomycota, Eurotiomycetes, Eurotiales, Aspergillaceae.